This is a messenger RNA of Striga hermonthica, 606 nucleotides long. NCBI's taxonomy places the organism in Eukaryota, Viridiplantae, Streptophyta, Magnoliopsida, Lamiales, Orobanchaceae. The record is from the annotation of a GenBank genome assembly.
AUGCAGACUUUGCAGGUCGGUUUCGGUUCCCUUCUCCAUAAGAAACCCUCUCCCCGGCCGAAGAGAGUUGCGAGCGGGCCCAUUUGCAGCUUAAAAAAGUCGAGCAGCACUUGGCCAGCCGUAUCUCUCUCGCUUUUUGCAUCCGGGUUUUUUCUCGGCCCCCUCAUUGAUGGGCUUCACUCGAGGGUGAAUCUCGUGGUGUACCAAAAUGGGGCGAUCGAUAUCGGAGCCCUGGUUCUGUUCAUCGAGCUAAGUGCUGAGCUGUGCAAUGCUCGAGUGGCGGUCAAUGUGGAAGCCUACAUAUUAUUCGCAGGGGCAGAAGUAGCAUGGCUAUUGUUCGAUAGGACCGUGCUUGGUUUUGCUCUUGCUUGUCUAGUAGGACUCGGUUGCCCAAUAGCAGAAAUUCUGAUAAUCGAAUUGUUUCAUCUGUGGUACUAUCCUCGAGCAAACGUUGAAAUUUUCGGACAGGGGUUAGUGACAUGGACCAUCACUUGCUAUUUUGUGUACACACCAUUCUUUAUAAAUCUGUCCCGCUUGCUGAAAUCCGCUGCUGCAGCAGAUGAUCAAAAGAGUCAUUAUAAGUCUUAUUAUAAUAUAGGUCCAUAG